This is a messenger RNA of Cannabis sativa, 694 nucleotides long. RefSeq lists its product as uncharacterized. NCBI's taxonomy places the organism in Eukaryota, Viridiplantae, Streptophyta, Magnoliopsida, Rosales, Cannabaceae. The record is from RefSeq and is a predicted model, not a curated record. The coding region runs from base 117 to 458 and encodes 113 amino acids. The transcript has a single exon.
UCUUUUUUGGCUAUAAAAACCCUUCCAUAUAGAACCAAGUAUACUCAUCAAAAACAAAAUAUUUAUAUUAAUAAUAAUUUUGUUACUUACUAACUAGCUAAUAAUAAGAAUUAAUUAUGGCUUGUGGUAAGUGGUACUCAUGCAUUGUGUUGGUUCUUAUUGUUCUGAGUGUAGUAGCUGCUAGAAAUGUGCCAAUGGACAAUAACAAAGGGCUUAACGAUCAGAAGAACUUCCUCUCUUACGGGGGUAUCGGUGGAUACUCCGGUGUUGGCAAUGACGGACUCCCAAUUAGCGGGAUGGGUGGCGUCAUUGGUGGAGGCGGUAACGGUUUAAAUGGGGGGAUUGGUGGUGGGAUUGGACUUGGUGGUGGCAAUGGUGGACUAUUUGGUGGACUCGGCGGUACUGGUGUUGGUGGUGGUGGUGGUGGUUCUGGCUUUGGUGGUGUUCCUUCCCCUUGAAUUUUAUUAACAAACAAAAGUGAUGAUCAUGAAAUUAAGAGUUAUGAGUGAGUUUUUUGUUUUGUGAUAAAGAGUGUAAUGUGUGUGAGAGUCUCAUUUGUUAGUUUUAACAACUUAAUUAUAUUUUCUAUAAUCCAAGGUUGAUUAUCUAAGGGUUUUAUUCUUUAACCAAUGUUUGUUUUUUGUUUUCCAUAUGUAAUAUUAAAACCUAUAUAAAUUAAGUUACAUUUUUGUUA